UUACUCUCUUAUAGUUUUAUUUUUGUUUCCCGUCAUUUCGAACAGCCUACGCCCUCUGGGUUAGCUUUCAAUUUUGCAGUUUCAAGGUAAAAAGGGAAAGUCAUGGAGAAAACUGUGAUUCUUAGAUCACUAUUGCGUUCUGUUCGCGCCAGAUCUUAUGGCAUCGCCGGAGUCACUCACCGGAAUUUACUCCAAAGUAAUCAUCAGGUUGCACGAAGCGUCUUCUAUCUCUCGUCCCAUCGUUCUUCUUUCUCAGAUUCUCCACAGAGAGUUUCUUACGAUUGUAGCUAUCCAUCUGGUGUAGGGCACGCUAGAUAUUUUAGUGCUGAUGUAGUUAGUAUGCCCGCAAUUCAAGAUCCCAAGCUUAAUAUCGUUUUCAAGGAUUUGAUGGCUGCAAGUUGGGAUAAGCUUCCUGAGCCGGUUAUCUAUGAAGCAAAGACCGCAUUAUCUGGAAGCACUGAUGAUAAAGCUGGAAAAGAAAUUGUGGAAAAUGUUUUCCGAGCAGCUGUAGCCGCUGAGGAGUUUGGGGAUAUACUUAUCAACUUGAAAAUGGAAAUUGAUGAUAGCAUUGGUCUUAGUGGCGAGAAUGUGAAGCCUUUGUCCGAUGAGCUUAAGAAGGCAUUACAUACAGUUCAUGAUCGCUAUAUAGCCUACUUGGAUUCAUUUGGUCCUGAGGAAAACUAUCUGCGGAAGAAAGUGGAAACAGAGUUAGGAACAAAGAUGAUAUACUUGAAAAUGAGAUGCAGUGGCCUUGGAUCUGAGUGGGGAAAGGUUUCUGUGCUGGGAACCUCUGGUCUAUCGGGGUCAUAUGUUGAGCAAAGAGCAUAAAUUUGGCACCUUUGAAUGUUUGGCCGUAACUGCAAGCUUCCUUUAGUUUGGUUGUAUGUUCUUCAAUGUUUUAUUGUCUACUCUCAGAACCAAUUAACGUGGAGUUCAAUUGCAAUUGAAUAAGAUCUUACAUCGACAAAUGAGUUUUCAGAAUUUAA
Molecule: messenger RNA, 986 nt
Organism: Cucumis melo (muskmelon)
Lineage: Eukaryota; Viridiplantae; Streptophyta; Magnoliopsida; Cucurbitales; Cucurbitaceae
Product: succinate dehydrogenase subunit 5, mitochondrial
Exons: 4
Coding region: 103-828 (241 amino acids)
Biological process (GO): tricarboxylic acid cycle
Cellular component (GO): respiratory chain complex II (succinate dehydrogenase)
Source: RefSeq, a predicted model, not a curated record